Seminavis robusta is the source of this 3579-nucleotide messenger RNA. The record is from the annotation of a GenBank genome assembly. Lineage: Eukaryota; Bacillariophyta; Bacillariophyceae; Naviculales; Naviculaceae.
ACCUGACUUAUUGCCGAGGCACUGAUACCCAUCGCACCGUACCGACCAUACAGUAGUCUAGUCUACGUGGAAGAUAAUAAGAUAGAUAGUUUUUCAUACUAGUACCGGUACCGUAAGCGUUGUUGAAUGAUUGCAUGAACUUGCCGAGCAUCCUGAGUAUCGAAGAGGAGGAGGCAUCGGGCCCAUCCACACCGCGACGAGGACAUAAUAGAGUCGACAACGACGACGACGAAAAAGAGGAGGAGGAGGAAGUCACUGUGGCUAGUACAACUGCUAGUACUGUUGACAGUUCUGCUGCCUAUUGCUUCGGUUGGAGGACACUUCAUCGGAAUAAUAAAAAGGGGAAAGCCAUCGAGGAAAACGAAAUGUGGCGCAAAAGAACCAAACGGGCGAAUGUACCCAGUUUGAACAUUACCACCAUCAACACCAAUGGACCGCCACAAACACCACAAGAGACGCCUCAACAACAACAUCAUCAGCAUCAUCAUCAUCACCAGCAAGAACAACAGCAUCGUUCCUCACGUCCUAGUAAUGGUAGCAGUAGUCAAGCACCACAUGCGAUUGCAAAUACGAACCACAACAACCACCACCACAAUACGCAACGAAGUAAGAACAACACGGGAACGCUUCGUUCCAGCCUGCUGGACUUGAAAGUUGUCUUGAAGUGGAAAGAUAAUGACGGUGGUGGUGGAGAAGCUAGAUGUCUCCGCAAAGAGUACGACGUUUACUCUCAAAACUUGGCCCACUUGAGCAGGUUUAUCGAUCGCACCUUGUCUUCGUCCAACUCAUCGCUACUUGACAAAGUGGAUCAGUUCCGUUUGACUCCUUCCUUAUUGACUGCUACCACGGAAGAUACAAGCACGUAUGCACCACUCGCGGGAGUAAACGUACCAUCUCAUGAUUCCCAACAAUCUACAUCCUCCUCACAACAUCGAGAAGUGGUUCUAGACGAAGUGACACCGCACGUCUUUGAAACCGCCCUAAAGUACGAAAUGGAUUCCGUCGCCAUUCGAUCCAUGACCCCGGAAGACGUCCUCGAGGUGGUCGACUUUUAUCACAAGUACGAAUUCCACGAAGGAUUGCGUCUCUGUGAUGCCGUCGUGCUAGAGUACUUUGUCCAGCACCUCCAGCAUGAUCAUUGGACGCCACCCACCAAUCUAGAUUUGCUCGUCGAUACUGCAAUCAUGUCCUACCGGCUCAAUCUAAAGAAUUCCAAGGACUAUGCCCUACGCUAUUUGCAGUCCAAGUUGCACUUUCAGCCAUCUCCCUUUGGCCCCUCCAUGUUUACCGUGGAUCACAUUCGUCUCUUGCAUCCGCUCUUUCGACAGGGUAUCUUGACGUUGGUAGACGACAACAGCAGCAAUAACGACAGCAACGAAAAGGAUCCGCAAAAACAGCCCAUUCGACUGACCAAGGAAGAGAUCGAUUCACCCCUGUUUCCACGAUUCUUUGUCACCAUGGUGGCACAUAAACAAUGCAGUCAACAAUUAUUGCCCCGGGUCGUUUACUUGGAAGGGACGGAAUCGCCAUCUUCCUCCGACAACCACGAGACAGCUUCUUCGAUCAAACUCGUGUUUCAAACUGAUGGGUACUAUCCCACGCGACAACAUGAAACGUUGGGGAUCAAAAAGAGCGUGUUGUGUGAUAAUGAUUGGGCCAUUGUCACCAUGGCAUUUGAUCCCAAACCACAACGCCAAAACAAUAGCAGUAGCAAGAAGAAUCAGCAGCGACCAGCUCCUUUGGGCAUGAUUGUCUAUUGGAAGUGUCCCUACAGUCGCUCCUUGGCCAUUCCACCUCUCGAGCCGUGGAUCCCCGUGCACAGUCGGGCCAUGGGAAAGUCGCCCCGGGUAACAUACUGUUACGACAACAAUUCGUCGUCACGUCACUCGCUCUUGGAUAAUGACUGAUAGGCACGAAGAAACAUAUAACGAAAGACAUGCUGAGCGGGGACAAGGAUGGAGUGCGCUUGGGAUGAUGAUGAUGAAAUCGGAAUGAACGGGGAUUGGAGUGUGUUUGUUCCGUUUUUUGUGGUGUUGUGAUUAUUACUACAUGUAAAAUUCGAUGCGGGUUGGGUGGGAGUUGGGUGCUACACUCUAACUGCGCUCCGAAUGGAUGAAUGAUUUGCUCCUCAGUCGCCUAAAACUAGUAUACAUUUAUUUAUCUAUCGUUCUUUCUUGGUCGCGAUUGAACCGAGCUAGCAAAUAGAUUGCAACUGCCUGACGUAGCUCCCGAACGCCAAGGUAACAUUCAUUAUUACAUGUACUUCCCUGAUUUAUAGUACAAGUCUUCGUCUACUUUGUGGCUGCUGUUGCGUUUUGUGGUAUCCGCGCUUGUUGUAGCUGCGAGUAGACACGAUGAGCGGCACCGACGGCUCCCUCCAUGACUCCCGGCGAUUGCAAAUCCGUUUCACUGCCGGCAAAGAGCAAUUGUCCGUCCCACUCUGGUUGGGACAAGACCCGGACCGGAUGGGGAUGUGGAUGAAUGGUGUUGGGUUUUUCGUCUUCGGAAAUGUACGGUUCUCGCGGCCAUUGCUGUACAUGGACUUGUGUAUAGGAUUGGAGGCCUUGCGCCAUUUCGAAUUGACCGUAAUGCUUCCACACCAUGGCCACUUGAUUGACAAUCUGAUCGGCCAAGGCUUGGUCAUUCGUGUUGGCGUCGGGUGGCACUAAGCAAAAGAAUGUCAAUGCAUGAACCGAACCAUCCAUGGUGGAUGCGUCGUACAUUUGAAAGGCUGGUCCCACAUGGCUGCGAGGCAAGCCCAUAUUGGACAUGUCCUGGCCCCAAAAGGCUGUGGAAUAUUCCAAUGACACUUUGGUGACACCCGCCAUCCAGGUAUGACUCGAGCUCAUGGCAGAUUGCUUUGGGGCGGUGAGAGGUGGACUGAAUUGAAUGUGUUUGGAAGCCAAUCGGGGUGGUACUGCCAGUACCACGGUCUUGGCGACAAAGCUGUGGCCUGUCUUGGUACCCACUCGAAUGAGUCUAUUGUUGUUUUCAGCACAUUGUUGUUCAUUCUCAUUACUCGUCAAUGUCAACACGGUGCACUGUUCCACGGGAGAGUCAAGAUGGAUUUGAUCCUUGGGAAGCUGUUUUGCCAACUGGUGGAUCAUUUCAACGGCUCCACCGUCAAUGCGUGUCGACGAAGGAUCAUCCGGUUGCAAAAAUGUCUUGAUUGAGGGAAGAUCCUUCUUGAGCAGUGCCUUCAUGUGGGGUUGAUGACUGGGCCAAACCCAGGCACCACCCAAGUCAAUCAGACGACCCUUGUCAUCGUUGGCCAAUCGUCCUCCCAGCACGGAGCGGGCUUCCAGCAGAGCCCACUUGGUGGCAGGAUUGGCCUUGUGAAUCUUGUGUGCCAACAAGACGCCAGAAAGACCCCCGCCAAUAAUCAGAACAUCCAAGGGCUCUUCGGGAUUCUUGUUGCUGCUGCUGAUACUCAUGGCUCUUGUAGUAGUACUGAAUCUAUCCUGGGAUAUUAGUAGUGUCAGAAAGGGUAUCCUUCUGGAAAGUCGCAUGGAUUGCUUGCUGGAUGGCUUUUCUUCUUUUGUGUUUGCUGUUUUAUGAGCUUGGUUUGACGUCUUGGAU